AUGAAGAAGAAAUCACACCGGAAAUCGCCAGAAGGAAAUCAUAGUUUGACAAAGGCAGCCAAUAAAGACACAGCUAAAUGCAACGAGGAACGGGGAAGAAAUAUCGGGCAAUCAAAUGAGGAGGAGAAUGCAACGAGAAGUGAAAAAGACAGAGAGGGUGAUGAAGAUCGGAAUCUGAGGGAGUACGUGAUCUCAAUAGCUCAGAAAUACUAUCCCCAUUUAGUAAGCUGCAUGCGGCAAGAUGAUGACAAUCAAGCAUCCGCCGAUGCUCGUGGGGCAGAUGGGGCAAACGAUGAGGAACACUGUCCAAAACACUGUCCGCGCUUGAAUGCUCAAAAGUACUACCUUUACUCGGCAACUUGUAAUCACCAUUGUGAGGACAGCCAAGCGUCCUGUGACGAGGAGGGCGAUGGAAAACGGCUUCUGAAGCAGUGUCUACUCUGGUUAACUGAAAGAUACUAUCCCUCUUUGGCAGCCCGUAUUCGACAAUGCAAUGACGAUCAAGCAUCCUCCAAUGCGCAUGGUGCCGAUGAGACUGACGAUGGAGAUCGGCGUCUGAAGCAGGCUUUGCUCCUUUUUGCUAAAAAAUUAUAUCCCUGUGUAACCACCUGUAUCCGCCACUGUGUUGCUGACCACACGUCUCAUGAUGCGCGUGGUGUAGACGAGGAGGUCGAUGGAGAACAGCUUCUGAAACAAUGUCUACACUCCUCUGCUCAAAAAUUCUACCCCCGUUUGGCAGCCUGUGUUUGUCACUGUGAUGCAGACCAUGCGUCCACCGAAACGUGUGGUGCACUAGGGGUGGGCAAUGCGGAACGUUGUCCGCAACAAUGUCCGUGCUUGUGCGCUCAACAAUACUACGUCCAAUCGGCAACUUGCGUUCACCACUGUGACAACGAACAAUCCUCCCCUGAAACCCGUGGUGUGAAGGAGGAUGUUGACGUGGAACAACUUCUGAAGCAGUGUCUGCUCAUGUUCGCUGAAAAAUUUCAUCCCACUUUGGCAGCCGGUAUUCGUAGCUGUGCUGAUGAUGAGUCUUCCCAUGUCGCGAGUGUUGAAGGGGAGGACGAUGCUGAUAAACAGCGUCUGAAGCAGUAUCUUCUCCUAUUCGCUCAAAAAUACUAUCCUCACUUGAUAGCCUACAUUCAAAAGCGUGAUGACGAUCAAUCCUCCUCGAGUGUACGUGAUUCAGGCGAGGAGGCCAACGAGGAGGAGGAGCGUCUGAAGCAGUGUCUACUCUUAUUUGCUCAAAAAUUAUAUCCCCGUUUGGUAGCCUACACUGGCCGCUGUGAUAGCAAUCAAUCCACCUCUGAUGGUUGUAGUGUAGACGGGGAGGAGGCUGAAAAACAUUACCUGAAGCAAAGCCUACUCUUAUUGGCUCAAAAAUACUAUCCUUCUCUGGCAGCCUACCUUCGUCAAUUCGAUGACAAUCAGUCGUCCUCUGAUGUGCGUAGUGUAGACGAGGAGGAGGCUGAGAAACGUCAUCUGAAGCAGGGUCUACUUUUUUUCGCCGAAAAAUACUAUCCCUCUUUGGCAACCUAUAUCCGCCGCUGUGAUGACGAUCAAUCCUCCUCUGAUGCCCGUGUUGUGGACGAGGUGGACGAUGAGGAUCGGCGUUUGAAGCAGGGCCUGCUCCUAUUGGCUCAAAAAUACUAUCCCCCUUUAGCAAACUACAUCCGCCACAGUCAAUCGUCUUUUAAUGUGUGUGGUGCAGACGAGAAGGAAGAUGAGGAACACUGCCUCAAUCAGCUACCGCGCCUAUGCGCUCAAGAGGCCUACAUCCGUUCGUCAAGCUGUAGUCACCACUGUGAUGACGAUCAAGCGUCCAAUGAUACGCUUGUUGUAGACAAGGAGGAGGAGGAGAAAUAUCGCCUGAAACAGGGUCUACUUUUGCUCGCUCAAAAGUUUUAUCCCCCUUUGGCAACCUGCAUUCACCAAUGUGAUGAUCAGUCGUCCCAUGAUACGCGUGGUGUAGACGAGGAGGAAGCUGAGGAGCAGCUAUUGAAGAAGUGUCUACUCAUGUUUGCUGAAAAAUUCUAUCCCUCUUUGGCAGCUACCAUUCACCACAGUGUUUACGAUCAGGCGUCCUUUGAUAUGCGUGACGUAGACACGGAGAACGAUGAGACACACUGUCUGAGCUUAAGCGCUGAAAAUUACUCCACCGCUUCGACAACCUGCAUUCACCACAGCGAUGGCGACCAAUCCACCUCUGAUGCGUGUGGUGUGGAGGAGGGGGACGUUGAGGAACAGCGUCUGAAGCGGGGUCUACUCCUAUUGGCUCAGAAGUACUAUCCCUCUUUGGCGGCCUAUAUUUGUCAAUGUGAUGACUAUCAACCGUCCUCUGAUGUCUGUGGUGUAGGCGAGGAGGAUACUGGUGAAGAGCGUCUAAAGCAGUGUCUACUUUUAUUCGCCAAAAAAUUUUAUCCCUCUCUGGCAAGCCGUAAUAGCCAAUGUGGCGACAACUUGAUCUUAAAUGAUGAAGUUGUCGGAGAGACCGUCAUUAACUCUGACACCGAUACUGAUGAGGUUACACCUGUUGAAAAGUCGACGGCAGUAUGUGAUGAGGUAGACGAGGUUCCAUUUAAGUAUGUUGGCAGUCCUACUCCUCUCUCUGAUGUUGAUGUGGAUUCCUUGGAAAAAGUCAUCCCUCCUAAUGAUCUAACUGCUCAUAGUUCAUUUCAAAAUAGCUUAGAUCACUCUGUGGAAGGUGGAUAUCCUGAUAGAGCAUUCUACAUUGGACGUCAUACUGUUGAGUCUGCCGAUUCAACUGCGCCUCUAUCCAAAUCUUCUUCUACAAAGUUAUAUUUCAGCAAUACAGACGAAUUUCCUACAGAGGAAGAGGUUUCUUCUCCCAUCGCUCCUUUGUCUAUCCAGAGGCGAAUUCGUAUCUACUUGGAAGACUUGGAGAACGUACGAAAGGUGUCAUUAAUACCCUUAUGCAAAACCGACAAAUUUGGAAACCCUCAGGAGGAAAUUAUCAUUGAUUCAAACUUAGACGAUGAUACUGAUGAAUCGAAACUUUCUUCUGUCGAUGUUGAAUUUACAAUGGAACAAGCAGAUGCAACUCCUCUUGAUUUGGAGGCUCAGGAUGAAGACCUCAAGAAUUGUGUUGCUAUCAUCCUUAAGCACAUCUGGUCGGAGUUAAUGGAGUGCAUCAGAAGGGAGGGUUUAAGCGACGUUUACGAGCUAUCUCUAGGGGACAGGCGAAUCGAGGUUCCACAAGAUGACGUCUGUUUGGCUCUUUCACUGUUGUCUGUCAGGGCUGACACACGACGUGCCCCUGCUGUCAGUAAUGGGACAUCCGUCACCAGUGUGCGUUGUACUCUACGACAGCAUUCCUUUUCAUGUGGACUCAACUUGAACCUUCCUUGCGGCUCGCCAAAAAGACAGUUUAAUAACAUUACUCCAGACACAAUAAAUUCGCAUGUCGGCCUUCUGGAUCCAUGCCAAACUGGCCUGCUUUACUUUAAGCAUCCGUCGGAAUCAGCUAAUGCUAAAAUCACUUAUCUUAGGCGGAAAUAUCCUAUUCGUAUUCCACAAUAUAUUACGAUCAACGGUGGUACACAAGAGCUCACAGUUGAGCAGCAAAUUUAUAUUGAAGGAAAGAAGGAAGAAGAAGAACCAAUUAUCGAAGUGCUGCUCACGGAUAAUGUGCCAGGUUUAGGCACAAAGGGGCACUUGGUAAAACUUCAUCGUAAUAGAUUUUGGAAUAACCUCUACCUGCGUAAUCUUGCAGAACUUCCUACUCCAGAACGCAUAAAUGAACUGAAAUCGGAGGCAUGUCAUAAUUCUCCCAUUAUGUCGAUUAUUACAAAUCUUGAUGAUGCAAACGUCCUCUCUGGUCAUUCGUACGAAACCCAACAGCGUCUUCUUAACAUGACUUUGUACAUACCGAUGAACCCGUCUAUCCCUUGGACUUUGACGCCAAAGCACGUAAAGGUGGCCUUCCGUAGAGUAGGAGUAGUUGUCGAGGAAGAAGACAUUGCGAUGCCUGAAAAACCAGUGACUGCGUCCACGCUGGAGGAAUUCACCGUAAACGUUAACAUGGAAAACAAGAUUUCCGUUCCUGUCAAGUGUCGCAUCUUUCUUUAUCAACGAUUGGAUGCAAAGACGACGACCAAACCGCCCUCCAAUGUUUUCCGUAAAAUUCGCCUCGACGACUGGCUGUCAGAUUUCCCAGAUGAUGAGUUGCGGCUCCUCCCUGGCUUCACUAACAAGCCCUACCGAUGUGUGCGUGUUCCUGGAAUUGGUUUCAUUGGUACUGUGUUAAGUCCAGAUCGGUGUCCUCCGUUGCAGACGACUCUGCGCACAUUCUGGCGCUCAUCCUCGAACGAGGCGAAAGCGCGUCUUAAAACCCUCUUCUCCAUUCAACGGGAAAAGGGAUGGUCGAAAAAAUGCAAAAAAGUCCCUCUAACACCGGCCAAUCAAACAGCAUUGAGUCAUUUUGACAAGUACUACUCAUACAUCUUCGGUGCCGCCAUCUGGAGUGGUAUCCGCGCUGCUUUACUCACUCCACCUGCCAAAGUCGCAGUUCUUAACUCCGCCAAUCCAGGCCUCCACGAGUGCACCGAAAACCUUCGCUCCAAGAACUAUCUUGACCUCUUUAGCGAGUUGUGUAAAGUGAAUACGAGAAUCUCCGAUGAGACGAACCCUGAUCUUCUGUCAUACUGCACGAAUACCGUGGAAUCCGUUGCGGGUCGAGCGUUCCUCGUGCACCGGGAAGCUCCACUCGGCCAAGUGUCGGAAUUCCUUCCCCCCACCGAGUUAGUCAGCGAGAGAGACAUCUAUGCACGAGACUCAGACCAGGCCUUUUUGAUACAUGCAGAGUCCGAUCUGCUGCAGACACCUGACCUACUGAUGGUGAAAGAGGAGGGGGAGGAUAAGGCAAAAGAAUCCGAUUUGGUGGGGACUUUCAGGAAUUUAAGGUGUUUUGCACCGCCAUGUGGGAUGUUCUCCGCUCUCCCACAACCGAAGUAUUCAGACAACUGUUUUGAUUUUUAUCCCCUGGACUUGGGCUCAGUGCUGACAGUGUUGAUGUUGGAUGUGCAGCCGGGAACUCGAAUGUUGGAUCUCUGCUCCGCACCAGGCGGCAAGGCUGUGACCGCAUUGCAAACACUUAAUCUGGAACGAUUACUAUGCACCGACAUCUCAGCGUCUCGUCUGGACCGCCUGCACAAUGUGCUGGCGGGCUUCGCCUGGGGAGUGGGGAGCGGGCGUAACGGUCUCCCCGAUGUGGAGGUAGCCACGACAGCGGUGCUGCAGCGUUUGCGGGGUCGAUCGGGCGAACGGUUCUCCCGUGUCCUCGUCGACGUGCCCUGUUCUACCGAUCGCGAUGCCCUAACUGCUCCAACUGGAGGUUAUUUUGCUCGGGGUAAAGCCGCUGAGCGAGUCAGACUGGUGGAGAAACAGAGGGCACUUCUUCGACUGGCGAUGUCCCUCUGUGAGGUGGAAGGCUACGUGGUCUACUCCACCUGUACCCUCUCGACGGCCCAAAAUCAGGCUAUCAUUGAGUUCUGCCUCGGACGUCGUGAGAGCGGUAGUGACAGCAGCGGCAGCAGCGACUCGGAGUUUGCGGUGGUAGACGCCACUGCUUUUGUGGAACUCUGUGCCUCGCGGCUCAACACCGCGCUGGGCGUACGAGUGGUGCCCGCCUACUCUACCACCGGUCUGCCCCUCGGAGCGAUGGUUAUCCCCUGUCUAUCGGCCAACUACGGGCCCACUUUUAUUUGUAAAAUCAAGCGGUUGAAGUAG
Molecule: messenger RNA, 5748 nt
Organism: Echinococcus granulosus
Lineage: Eukaryota; Metazoa; Platyhelminthes; Cestoda; Cyclophyllidea; Taeniidae
Product: Putative methyltransferase NSUN4
Exons: 12
Coding region: 1-5748 (1915 amino acids)
Biological process (GO): rRNA methylation
Cellular component (GO): mitochondrial large ribosomal subunit
Molecular function (GO): methyltransferase activity
Source: RefSeq, a predicted model, not a curated record